AUGAAUGGUCACUCGGGAGCCAUGUCGCCUGUCUCCGUCGAUGGCAGCGACUGGUCCGGGAUCAACCAAUACCAAAAGACGGAGCCGCCCUUUUCGCCAACCUUCUCUGCUCGAGGCAAUCUUGCCACGCCCCCAACCUCCCAAGGCAUUCCCAGCGCUCCCUUGAGCCCGAACAUUCCGCCUCCCACAGGCAGCGCAAACCCAUCACCGCCCAGCUCGAUAGCUGCACGUUCGAGCGUGGGCACGCUGGGCGACGGUCAACGCGACCCCAGACGAUAUCGACAGAUGGAGGAGAUUCUGGGUCAGCACUAUGCCGCCCUCAAGAGAUUUCUGAAUGCUUCGUACCGCGACGACCGCGGACUCGGUCGCUCCAAUAAAGCCAGAGACAAGUUACUCCGCUUGUCACCCACCCAGUUCCACGAACUCAGUACCGAUGUCUACGACGAACUGGUCCGGAGGCAGCAGGCCAUGCCGCCGCCGGGCCGCCCGCCCAGGCCCGAUGUACCUCCUUUCCUGCCCCCGCGCAAAGAAUUCCACGAAAAGCGCAACCAGGCCCGCCAGAAGCUGGCGUCGCUCCAACACCAACGAUUCCGCGAUCUGGCGACCGACGUGUACUGUGAACUGGAGCGCCGGUUCCCACACUUCACAGGCCAAAACUUCCGUGGCCGACCAGGUAUGCCCCCGGACCCUCGUCGUUCACAGUCUCGAGGACCCCCCUCGCGCAUGGGCAGGGGAUAUCCGUCUGGUGGACCGCCGGGUGCGUUCCCGCCUCGAUCUGGCUCUCUAGGUGGCCCGCCGGGUGGGGAUGGACCAUUUGCGCGAUCGUUCCAAAGCAAUACGAUGGUUCCGAAUAAAAGUACUAUGGUCGAAGAUAGUGACGAUAUGGGUAUGGACGAUGAUGAUGAUGCUCGGAGUGAUGCCUUUGCGUUGGAUGCGGUUCUAAGCAGACGGGGCACAACCACCACGAUUGGCGAGAGUGAAAGAAGACUUUUGACAGAUAGCCAGGCCCAGGUCUCUGCAUUGCAGGAGAAGAUUGACAAGUUGGAAGAGAUGGUUCGUUCCAAGGACGAGGAACUGGCACGGUCGCAGGAUGCUUCGCAAUCUGAAGCGAGCAAGGAACGUGAAGAGUGGGAUGAAUUGCGUUUGGAUCUGGAGGCUAAGGUGGCCAAAGCUGAGGACCGUAAUAGCUCGCUUCAACUGGAACUCGAACGCGUCCGCACAGAGCACGAUGUCAUGGAGCGUGACCUUCGCACCCAGAUCGAAGAUGCCGCCCGAGGCAUCGAGGAUGCGACGUUGGCAACCCGGUACGCAGACCUUGAGAUCAAACACGAUAGCUUGCAAGCCGAGCUGCAACAUCAGCGCAACGUCACGGAAGAGGUCCGGCAGCAAGCAUCCACCUUCCUCAUGGAGAUGAAAACGCUCUCCGAGCAGAGCCAUGCUACUUGGGAACACGAAGAACAGUUGUCCAGCCAGGUCCAUCGGCUGGAGGACGAGGUCAAUGAGUGGAAGCACCGCUACGCCAAGGCGAAGGCACAGCUACGGCACGUCCGCGCCACGUCUGGCGGAAUCGCUGACUCUCGCCCUGACGCCAGCGAGCUCGUCAAGGAGCAUGAACUGGUACAGGUGGACGGAUUGAUCAGAGAUGUUCAUGUCACCAAGUUCCAGAUGGCUGUGGACGAGCUGCUCCGCGUCGCUCGGUUCGAGGAAUCGCGCGGGGUGGUCCACCAGAUCAAGCUCGUCAUCGUGGCCGUCCGCCACAUUCUCCAGGACGUAGACCAAGGCCCGCUCCCCGUGGAUGGAAGUGCGGCCCUGCGGAUCAAGGCCAAGAAUCGCGUAGCUACCACGACAAACAACAUGAUCACAGCAGCCCGCAACUUCGCCAGCUCCAGCGGCUUGUCGCCCGUAUCGUUGCUCGAUGCGGCAGCUUCGCAUCUGGCCAUUGCCAUCGUGGAGUUGAUCCGCGCGGUAAAGAUCCAGGCAUCGCCUGCCAACGAGCUGGAGGAUGAUGAGGCCGAGGUGGCGCAGAUGAAUGGCCAAGGCUACUUCGAGACUACUGCUAGCCAAAGACGGUACAGCAAUGGCUCUGAGUACAGCGCUAUGAGUCCCCCCGACCAUAGCCAUAUCUCGUCAAUCCAGAAUGGAAUUGUCAAUGGUUAUGGCGCCGCGCAGGAGGACCACGCAGUCCAAGAACUGAAGCUAUAUGUCGAAGACCAAACCGACGGCCUCGUUCAAUCCAUCCAGUCCUUAGUCGCCAGCAUCCGCGCCGAGGACGGUCUGACCACUGUUCAGACCCAUGUCUCGGCCAUUUCCGACGUUGUCGCCAACGUCGUCUCCUCCACCGAGCACCUGGUUCACGAGCGUAGCAGCGACAAAGCUCUGCGGGAGCGCGCCGAGCCCAUCGUCCAGGUCUUGGACGAAUGCCGCGCCCGACUGGAUGGAACUGCCGCUGAGGGCCCGGGCGCCAUUAACAAGUUGCCGCCUAUUGCAUUUGAGAUCGCGCGCCAGACCAAGGAGCUUGUGCAUCGUCUUGACGCAGCUGCGAAUGGAUAUGAUGACGAGGACUUCCGAUGA
Penicillium lagena is the source of this 2571-nucleotide messenger RNA. RefSeq names its product putative cell polarity protein. The transcript is spliced from 2 exons. Bases 1 to 2571 code for a protein of 856 amino acids. Gene Ontology annotation, cellular component: actomyosin contractile ring; cell cortex of growing cell tip. Gene Ontology annotation, molecular function: MAP kinase scaffold activity. The record is from RefSeq and is a predicted model, not a curated record. Lineage: Eukaryota; Fungi; Ascomycota; Eurotiomycetes; Eurotiales; Aspergillaceae.